Apis florea (little honeybee) is the source of this 5633-nucleotide messenger RNA. RefSeq lists its product as uncharacterized. Gene Ontology annotation, molecular function: protein binding. NCBI's taxonomy places the organism in Eukaryota, Metazoa, Arthropoda, Insecta, Hymenoptera, Apidae. The record is from RefSeq and is a predicted model, not a curated record.
AAUUUGACAGUAUAAGGAUAGAGUGCACUAUGAGAAGAUAGCUAUAACUGUUUAUAUUAGAAGAUACAAUUAUUAUGCAUAUUUUCGUAAUUUAUUUACAUAAAUGAUACCGCUAUUUAUUUGCAAAAGCAGUUGAAUUAACAAUAUGCUUUUAAUAAAUUACCGAUUGCAAAAAGAAAAUAACAUCUCUAAUGAUACUUGUGAAGUAUGACUCAUUCUACUAUGUCAGUUUUUUACGGUUCUAUAACUAUGUUUUUAUAAAUACUUCCGUAUUUGUAUAAAUUGAAAAUCUCAUUAAUCAUGAACGUGCAGGAAUUGCGUGAUGGGUCUCCUUUGCUACAAGCCAUAUUUUUUGGAGAUGUAGAUGAAGUUCGAGCAUUAUUAGCAAGAAAAGAAGAUCCAAACUGGCAAGAUAGAGAGCAACGAUCUUUAUUACAUGCAGCUGCAUAUAGGGGAGAUCCAGCAAUUGUAGAAGCACUCUUAUUAAAUGGAGCUGCAGUAAAUGCUAAAGAUAAAAAAUGGUUAACUCCUUUAUAUAGAGCCUGUUGCUCAGGGAAUCAUAAUGUAGUAGAAGUUUUGUUACGUCAUAAAGCAGAUGUCAAUAUCAGGGAUCGUAGUUGGCAAACUCCUUUACAUGUGGCAGCAGCAAAUAAUGCUGUCCAAUGUGUAGAAUUGAUAGUUCCACAUUUAAUGAACAUUAAUGUAGCAGAUAGAGGUGGUAGAACAAGUUUGCAUCAUGCAGCUUACAAUGGACAUUUGGAAAUGACAGAAUAUUUGGCUCAAAUUGGUUGUGUAAUAAAUGCUUCUGAUAGACAAGAUCGAAGGGCUUUACAUUUUGCAGCAUAUAUGGGUCAUGAUGGAAUUGUGAGAGCACUUAUAGCAAAAGGAGCAGAUGUAGAUGUUAAAGAUCGGGAUUUAUAUACUCCAUUGCAUGCAGCUGCAGCAUCUGGUAAUGUAGAAUGCAUGCAUACAUUAAUCAAAUCUGGAGCGGAUAUUGAAGCAAAAAAUGUAUAUGGAAAUACUCCUCUGCAUAUUGCAUGUUUAAAUGGUCAUGCUGAUGCAGUUACAGAAUUAAUUGCUAAUGCUGCAAACGUUGAGGCUGUAAAUUAUCGGGGACAAACGCCAUUACAUGUUGCUGCUGCUAGUACACAUGGUGUUCAUUGCUUAGAAGUUCUUUUAGAAGCUGGUUUGAGAAUAAAUGUUCAAUCAGAAGAUGGGCGUACACCUUUACAUAUGACUGCAAUUCAUGGAAGAUUUACACGAUCAAAAAGUUUGCUAGAUGCAGGAGCAUCACCAGAUACUAAAGAUAAAAAUGGAAAUACCGCUUUACACGUUGCUGCUUGGUUUGGUCAUGAAUGUUUAACAACAACUUUAUUAGAAUGUGGUGCAUCUCCAGCAGCGCGAAAUACUGAACAGCGUACUGCAUUGCAUCUUAGUUGCUUGGCAGGCCAUAUUGAGGUCUGUAGAAAAUUAUUACAAGUUGAUAGUCGACGUAUAGAUUCAAGAGAUAUUGGUGGUAGAACACCAUUACAUUUAGCAGCAUUCAAAGGAUCUGUUGAUUGUUUAGAUUUAUUAUUAUCCAGUGGAGCUAAUUUCCGAUUAACUGACAAUGAUAGCAGGUUAGCACUUCAUCAUGCUGCUAGUCAAGGUCAUUAUCUUUGCGUUUUUACUUUAGUUGGAUUUGGAAGUGAUUCCAAUGCACAAGAUGUAGAUGGUGCAACUCCUUUGCAUCUAGCUGCAGCAUCAAAUCCUACAGAUUCUGGUGCUGAAUGCGUACAAUAUUUAUUAAAACAUAGAGCAGAUCCGCGUUUACGCGAUAAACGAGGUUUUACUGCUAUUCAUUAUGCUGUAGCUGGAGGAAAUCAACCAGCUUUAGAAGCUUUAUUAGAAGCUUGUCCACCAGGAAAUUUAACAAUAUCAUCUAAUUCUACAGGAAAAUCGGAACCUCCACCUGCAUUAACAUCUUUACAUCUUGCUGCAUAUCAUGGACACAGUGAAAUAUUAAGUUUAUUAUUACCAUUAUUUUCCAAUACUAAUAUUAAAGAAGAUACUGGUAAAACACCUUUGGAUCUAGCUUCUUAUAAAGGUCAUGAACAAUGCGUUCAACUUUUAUUAAGAUAUGGAGCUUGUGUGUCGGUUCAAGAUUCCAUUACAAGGCGUACUCCAGUACAUUGUGCAGCGGCGGCAGGUCAUUUUAAUUGUUUAGAACUUUUAUUAGAAAAUACAGAAGAUUCAAAUGUCGUCAAUUGUUACGAUACAAAACAACGAACACCAUUAACAUUAGCAGUGGCAAAUAGCAAUCCAGAAUGUGCUCUAUUACUUUUAAAAUAUAAAGCAGAUUGUAAUUUACCGGAUGUGAAUAAGCAUACGCCAUUAUUUCGAGCAGUGGUUAAAGAGCGUGAUCAUCAAUUAGUGGAAUUAUUAUUAUCACAUGGUGCCCAAGUGAUGAUACAAGAUGCAAAUGGUAAAACACCGUUACAUUUAGCCGCCGCAUGUGGAAGAGUAAAAGCAUUGGCUUCUCUUGUCAAAGUUAAUUCAACUGCUGCCACUUUAAAAGACGAUCAAGGAUGUACGGUUCUUCAUUGGGCGUGCUAUAAUGGAAAUUCGAAUUGUGUUGAAUAUCUAUUGGAACAAAAUGUAAUUGAUUCCUUAGAGGGUAAUCCAUUCUCAGCUGUUCACUGUGCAGUAUAUCAAGGAUCAGCUCACUGCUUAGAAUUAUUAAUAAAUAAAUUUGGAGGGAAAACUGUUGCUGCUCCGAGAGAUGUUCCAGGUGGUCGAUUGCCUUUACACGUUGCAGCUAGUUCAGGGUCUGUAGAAUGUGCAAAACUGAUUUUAAGCUCUGUUGGACCUGAAUUAGCUGGUCUUGAAACUCCAGAUUAUUCAGGUCGUACACCUCUUCUUUGCGCUGCUAUUACGGGUCAAUGUAGUGCUAUUGAGUUAUUGCUUGAAUGGAAAGCUGAUGUGCGUGCUGUUGAUUGUAAUAAAAAUACAGCUCUUCAUUUAGCUUGCCAAAGACGACAUUCUGCUGCUGCUUCAUUAUUAUUAAAUUGGAUUAAUUCGCUUAAUACUAAUGGUGAAAAUACAUCACAACAACAGCAAAGUAUGACAGUUAUUAAUAUGACCAAUAAACAACAAAGAACUCCAUUGCAUUUAGCAGCAAGAAAUGGCCUUGUAACGGUAACACGACGUUUAUUGCAAUUGGGUGCAAGUGUUGUCGCUGUUGACGCAGAAGGACUUACACCUGCAUUAGCUUGUGCUCCAAAUCCAGCUGUAGCACGAUGUUUAGCUACUAUCCUUGCUGCACAUGGUCAAAAUUGGGAAAUUGCACAACAUUCACCGUCAAUUCAACAAACAUCAGAAGUGUAUUUAAACGGUAGAAGCGGCGAUUCACAACAUAGUUCAGAUUCGGAAUAUUACUGACAACAGGUGUCACGCUUAGAUCAUCAAGCGUUUCAGAAUUUAAAUGUCGAUUCGAUGCAUGGAAAUAUUGAUGCUGCAAGAUUAAUUUGGACGAGUUGUUGGUUAUUUUCAAUUUUGACAUAAUACUUCUAUAUAUGAAAUAACAAAAUCAUUGAAUAUGGGAAAUCAAUUCUUAACAAUUAUGUCAGUCUCUUAUGCAAUUGUCAGUCUCUUAUAAGUAAUAAUGACAAUACCUUCAUUUUUACUAUUAACAUUUCGAUAAAAUUGCGAACUGCCAAAAGAGAUAUGAUAAUAUGUGUUUAAGCAUUGGCUAAGAGAGCAAUAAUAUUAGAUUUAAAGAAAGUUUAUAUUAUUCAAUAAGCACAACUUUAAUUAGAUAUCUUAUAUGAAAAAAUAUACUAUUGUUUUUUGCUUUAAUGUCACAAUUGCAUGCACAUAAUGCUCCUGACAUUGGAGUCAACAUGUAAAUGUGUCUGGUACAAAACAAGAUUUAUAGAUGAAAACAUAGACAUUCGAAGUUCAUAGUAAAUUGCUAAUAUAAUUGAUACCUCAUUAAAAAAAGACACGAUAAUGUGAUAAGAAAAUCGACUCACGUUAUUUUACAUUAUCGCUUUUAUUAUAACAUAAGGAUAUACUCAUAGACUCGUAAAUUUAAUUCCUAACAUAAAUUCCUAAGAUUUACUAGCUUGCGCUAUUAAUUGCAUAUUUUUAAUAAUCAAGCAAUAUUUAUAUCUUCGAAUAAUAAAGCUUUCUAUAUUUUGCAAUGUAAUCAAUCUUUCAUCAAUUAGAAAAAGUACAAAUUGUAUGAAUAAAAAGAAUAUCGUAAUUUUCUAUAUGGUCAUGGUCAAAUAUAUAGUAUAUAUUUGAAAUUUAUUCAAUAUAGACUAACAAAGAAAAGAAAAGUUAAAUGUCUUUAUUUACUUUUUAUUGAAUCAUAAAAUGUAAUGAUACGAUUAGAAUUUUGUCCAUUGCUAUUAUAAUCACUAUUUUAAUAGAAAACAUGACAAGAGAAUUUUAUUAUUUGAACUCUUAAAAACGAGUCAUGAGUGGACCAUAAAGGACACUAACCAAUGAACAUAUAGUCGAAUAAAUAACUAUAUGAACAUUUAUAGUAUACAUUUAUAAUUUUACUGUCUAUAUAGAAUUAGACAGAUUACUAGCAAAAUGCUCUCUCUAUAUUAUGGAGAAUAAUAUUAGAAUACUGACAUAUGAUUAAUAUUGCACAGAAUCUUUGCAUUUAUUAUUUUUAAUAAGUUUAAUAAGGUCUUCCAUUUAUAGUAUUUUUAUUUAAAGUAUCAAGACAUGUUGGAUUAAAUUUCGUUUUUACUUAUAUUUUUAAUACAUCUUCAACAGAUGUAUUAAACAAGCGUUUGAUAUUUUUUGUAAAGAUUUUUUUAUUAAAAAAAAUCAAUAACAUUUUAUCGUACAAAACCGUAAGCAUUUUUAAUUAGCAAGAAUUAAAAAAAUAAUGAACAAUAUCAUAUUAUAAAUGACACGUUGUAAAUACAAAAGCGGAUUUACAUUGCCUGACAAAAUUUUUAAUAGUACAGAAUAGAAAAAGAAAAGAGAAGUUUAGCCCUAUUUUCUUAGAUAUUUGUAGGAAAAGCCUAAACUGCCUAAAUAUUGACUUACGGAAAUAUGAAAGUAGAGCUUGUAAAUGACGUAAGUAAUUAUGGCGAUUGUAUUAUUAAUAAUCCAAUUAAGUUGAUCAAGUCAUGAUUGAAUUCUAAUGAAAGUCGUUUUGUUUUAAAUGUAUUCAUCGAUGAAUGUUUUCACAUUCAUUAAUACGCCUUUCAUUUUGUACUUAAGAAUUCGAUAAUUUUUUGCAUUUAUUGCUAUGCUUGAGAUUUUAAUAAUAAUGGAGAUACGUAUAAUAAACGUACCAUCUCCACAUAGAGCGAUCGAAAAAUGUUCAAAUCAUAUCGUACACGAAAUAUGUAUGUAUUUUUACUGUAUAUAUCAUUUGCGAUGAUUGUUUAAACAAAUGGAUGUCCAGAUAUGCGUGGUACGAUGAAAAUGUGAAAACUUAGAACGAAAUAGUCAAUCCAAUUUUUUGCGAUUUACGCAAAAAUCAAAUACAUUAUUUUUCUCUUGAAAAUAUGGAAUCAUGAGCUUUGUACAUAUUGACAAAUAUUUUUCAGUACAUUAAUUGAUAUGUAUGUCGUGAAUUUUGGAAACUUCAUACCAUAAUUAUAUUAAAAUUGUGCUACAAU